Messenger RNA from Engraulis encrasicolus (European anchovy), 2650 nucleotides. RefSeq names its product trafficking protein particle complex subunit 14 (gene trappc14). Gene Ontology annotation, cellular component: TRAPPII protein complex. NCBI's taxonomy places the organism in Eukaryota, Metazoa, Chordata, Actinopteri, Clupeiformes, Engraulidae. The transcript is spliced from 10 exons. Bases 217 to 2010 code for a protein of 597 amino acids. The record is from RefSeq and is a predicted model, not a curated record. Gene Ontology annotation, biological process: cilium assembly. Gene Ontology annotation, molecular function: alpha-tubulin binding.
GCAGGUGCACCGGCGGAAAUAAUGGGCUGCUUAUAAACAUCAUAUUAAGUUGUAAUUAUUAGUCUUUUACAUUUCAAUGAUUCGAUCUAGUAACGUGUGAACGUGCACAAUGAACAGUACGAAUAUGUAACAAAUUUCGUUUCGUGGUGUAGACUAACGCACAACAGAAUGCUUUCUGACUGAUGUCAGUUACUUGCCAUUGUUUUAUCGUCAGUGAUGCUUUUAAUGAUGGAGUCCCAGUGUGAAUAUUUCAUGUAUUUUCCGGCCGUUCCAAUCUCCGAUUUGUCUGACCCUGCUCGAUAUCGCUCACUUCCACGUCGCAGUCACCUCUACCUGGGCGAGACUGUGCGCUUUUUGCUCGUCCUGCGCUCUCAAAAUGGUGCGUCGGGUAUCAUUGGUGGCAGCGGAGGUGAGCAUCCCAACAGCGGGGCCUGGAAGGACCUCGCCAAUUCUUUGUGCGCGGUCGCCAGCGUUUGUCCCGGUGACAGCCGGCAGCGAUCAUCACACAUGUAUCAUGAUUACCACAGUAGCGGAGAUGAGGGCAUGGAAGAUGUUGAUGAUGACUAUAUGGCGGCUGGUGGUUGUGGAGGAGGAGGAGGGGGCCCUAGAAGACGUGGAUUCCGAGAGUGCAAGCCAUUGCUUAUUCACAACAGUGCCGGUAACGGUGUGCGAGAAUUCCGCAAGGCACCCAUGCAGUCCCUGGUGGAUGAGCCUGUGGUCCUGAAUGAUGAGGUCAUUUUCCCGCUCACCGUGUCCCUGGACAAGCUUCCUGUCAGCACCCUGAAAGUGAAGAUCAUAGUGACGGUGUGGAAGCAGGAGGAAGAGCGGCCGGAGAUCCAGGAUCAUGGUUACCUCAACAUCCUGCAGCAGAAAAGCCCUUGCCAGACCUUCCAUCAAGACCUCAACACCUUCAAAGCCCAAGUAAGCACUACCUUGAACGUCCUGCCCCCUCCUGCCUUGAAAUGUCAGCAGAUGACAGUGUCUGGAAAACACCUCACCGUGCUGAAAGUCCUGAAUGGGAGCUCGCAGGAGGAGGUGUGCGUCCGUGACAUCCGAAUCCUGCCCAACUUCAACGCCUCAUACCUUCCCAUGAUGCCCGAUGGCUCAGUCCUGCUGGUGGACAACGUCUGCCACCAGUCGGGCGAGGUUGGCAUGGCGUCCUUCUUCAGAAUGGACAGCAUGACCAACCCCCUUCCCAGCAUGCUCAGCGCCCUGGAGGAGCAGAACUUCCUGUUUCAGAUGCAGCUGAAUGAUCAGCCGCAGGAGGACACAAACGAGGGUCUGGAGGUUCCCCUGGUGGCCGUGCUGCAGUGGUCCACGUCCAAGCUGCCCCACACCAGCUCCAUCUACACGCACUACAGCCUGCCCAGUGUCCGGCUGGACCGGCCUCGCUUCGUCAUGACCGCCCGCUGCCCCAGCGCCGUCAGGGCGCGAGAGCACUUCCGGGUCCGCUACACGCUGCUCAACAACCUGCAGGACUUCCUGGCUGUCCGGCUGGUCUGGACGCCGCCUGAGGGCCGAGGUCAUAAGGAGGACCCUGCGGCCAAGGCGGUGGUGUGCCACUCGCCCCUCAGCAACCUGGGCUACUGUCGCAAGGGCAGCACCCUCUCCGUCACCGUGGCCUUUCAGGUCCUCAAGGCUGGAUUGUUUGAGCUGAGCCAGCAUAUGAAGCUGAAGCUGCAGUUCACGGCGUCCGUCUCAAACCCUCCGCCCGACGCCCGGCCCCUGUCUCGCAAGAGCAGCCCCUCCAGCCCGGCCGUGCGGGAGCUACUGGAGCGCCACCACCAGGCCAGCCUGAGCCUCGGACGAUCACAGUCCUUCUCCCACCAGCAGCCGUCCAAGUCCCAUCUCAUGAGGACUGGAAGUGUUAUGGAGCGGAGGGCCAUCACCCCUCCUGUGGGAUCCCCCGUGGGCCGCCCUCUCUACCUCCCCCCCGAGCGAAGCAUCCUCUCCCUGGACAAGAUUGCCAAGCGGGAGUGCAAGGUGUUGGUUCUGGAUGCAGCUAGAUAAACACUCUGUCAGAGAUGCGAUACACUCUUAAAUACUGCACACCACACUGGAGUAUUGGGAAUUUAGGUGUAAAUAUUGUGGAAUGAAGAAGAUACUUAAAGAGGGUGAGCUGUGAGAGAAUAUGUGAAAUGUAUUAAUAUGUGAGAACUUGAACAGCACACUCCACAGAACACACGUAUAGAUGCCUUCUGUUUUAAGAUUACAAGAAUUGCAAGGAUUUUUUAUUUGGCACAUGCACAGACAUAAAAGUACAGUAUAACAUGCCGUGAAAGUAGAUUAGCUGUGAUUAUAGAAUUCAACAAGUGAACAUUUCAGUCCGGACAUUUCAUACAGUUCUUAUAAAAGGUUCUUGUUGUUGAGCUUUUCAGAAGGUUCCUUUGGGUUGGGUUUGUUUACUGUUUUUUUUGGUGAAGGGACUGUUAGUCUGAACAAAAAUGUCAGCCCAUGUACGCACAGCCUCUGUCUGUCUCUGUCUGCCUGUUUCUCCCUCUCUCUCUCUCUCUCUCUCUCUCUCACACACGCACGCACGCACACACGGUAAAACCCAAAACAUUGAACUAACUUAAUACUGUGAUCUGUUGCUUGGAUCCUUUACUGUUCAAGCAUGGUGAACACACAUGGUGUUGUGUAAAAAGAUCUA